UUAGUCGACACAGACAACACAGACCUCAAACAAUUCAAUAUGUUCAAAUUGGUGGUGUUGUCCGCUCUUCUGGCCGUCGUAGCUGCCGCUCCAGGCCUUUACACCUCUCCUCUGGCGUACAGCGCUGCUGUCGUUGGAAGUGUACCAACUUCCGUCAGCCAUCAAAGCAGCAGCGUCGUCCACAGCGCUGCUUUGACCGCCCCUGUCGUCCAUACCGCUCCAGUUGUAUCGGCUUACUCUGCUCCAGUCGUCUCUGCUUACUCCGCUCCAAUAGUUUCUGCCUACUCUGCCCCAAUUGUAGCUGCCCAUGCAGCCCCAGUUGUCGGAGUUCAUGGUUACCAUGGUCUUCAUGGAGCUGUUGUCUACUAAAUCUAAUGACUUUUGUAAUGAUAAACAUAAAUAAAAAGUAUUAUUGAAAAUA
This is a messenger RNA of Nicrophorus vespilloides, 421 nucleotides long. Its product is annotated as larval cuticle protein F1-like. The coding region runs from base 40 to 369 and encodes 109 amino acids. The record is from RefSeq and is a predicted model, not a curated record. Lineage: Eukaryota; Metazoa; Arthropoda; Insecta; Coleoptera; Silphidae. The transcript has a single exon.